AUGGCUGGCCUUUGUGAUAUAGAAGGGAAAACGAUUUUGAUAACUGGGGGAGCUUCGGGCCUAGGCGCCGCGUAUGCUGAAGUUUUCCUGGAGUCAGGAGCACUUAAACUGGCCAUAUUGGACAUCGAUGAAUCCACAGGAAAAGCAACUGCGGAACGGCUGAACCGCACUUAUUUGGACAAAGUUUUGUUUGUAAAAUGUGACGUCAGCAAGGAAGAAGACAUAGAAGCCGCUUUCAAGGAGGUCGUGGAGAAGUUUGGAAACGUAGAUGUCGUGGUCAAUAAUGCAGGCGUUAUGAGCGACGCGCCUCACAUGUGGAGGAAAUCUUGUGAUAUCAACUGGCAAGGCACGGUCUCCUUCACCCUCAAAGCGCUGGCCCACAUGAGGAAGGACGAGGGAGGCAAAGGAGGAACCAUUAUUAACAUUGCGUCCGCAGCUUCUUUCGAGAAGGUCCACAUAAUUCCAAUCUACUGUGGCUCUAAGGCUGCUGUACUCCACUUUACUCGUACUAUUGCUUAUGAAGGAGGUGUGCUCGAAAUGUUUCUGACGGAAAGUCAAAAGCAUUACUAUACAGCAAUGAAGAAACUUGGCAGAAAAAAGCCCCAAAAAGUAAUUAAAAGGCCGAGAAACCAAUUCCUUGCGAUGUUCUACGAUUUGUCGAACUCGCGGCGCUUUGAGAUAGCAAUAUUCGUGCUGAUAUUCUUGAACAUGCUCACAAUGGGAAUAGAGCAUUACGAUCAGCCUCAUUCUGUUUUCUUCAUUCUUGAAGUAAGCAACGCGUUUUUUACAACGGUAUUUGGUUUAGAGGCCAUAGUAAAAAUUAUAGGUUUACGGUAUCACUACUUCACGGUGCCAUGGAACGUAUUCGACUUCUUGUUGGUGCUAGCCUCGAUCCUGGGCAUCCUCAUGGAAGACAUCAUGAUAGACUUGCCCAUAUCCCCAACGCUGCUACGGGUGGUCCGAGUAUUUCGAAUAGGGAGAAUUUUAAGACUGAUUAAAGCCGCAAAAGGCAUUAGGAAGCUCCUAUUCGCGCUGGUGGUCUCCCUGCCAGCGCUGUUCAACAUCGGCGCGCUGUUGGCGCUCAUCACCUUCAUCUACGCCAUCAUCGGCAUGUCCAUCUUCGGCCACGUGAAGGAACAGGGCGCUCUAGAUGAUCUGGUCAACUUCCAAACGUUUGGGAGGAGUAUGCAGCUGCUUUUUCGUCUCAUGACGUCAGCUGGCUGGAACGACGUGCUGGAGUCCCUUAUGAUCCAGCCCCCAGAGUGCGAGCUCGGCGACCACGGCCAUACUAACGGCAACUGCGGGAGCCCACUGCUCGCCAUCACCUACUUCACCUCCUUCAUCAUCAUCAGCUACAUGAUCGUCAUCAAUAUGUACAUCGCCAUCAUCCUCGAGAACUUCAAUCAGGCGCACCAGGAAGAGGAGAUCGGUAUUGUGGAAGAUGACCUUGAGAUGUUCUAUAUCAGAUGGUCUAAGUACGAUCCACACGCAACUCAGUUUAUAAGUUUCUCGCAACUAUCAGAUUUCAUUGCCUCGCUGGAUCCGCCUUUGGGUAUAUCGAAGCCAAAUACCGUAGCAUUAGUCAGUUUUAAUCUCCCUAUAGCUAGAGGCAACAAGAUCCAUUGUCUGGACAUCCUACACGCUUUAGUAAAACAUGUGUUGGGACAUGUUGAGGAAACCGAUACGUUCAGACAACUGCAGGAGCAAAUGGAUAUAAAGUUUAAGAAACAGUUUCCAACUAGGAAAGAGUUAGAAAUAGUUUCCUCCACUCGAAUAUGGAAGAGAGAGGAUAAAGCAGCCCGGACUGUACAACGUGCCUGGAGGGAAUACGUAAAACGAAAAAAUCGUAGUCCUUCCAACGAAGAAGAAAGUACAAAAUGGUCUCCCGGGGGAGGUUGGGGCGGACGCCUUAGCGCUUUACUCCACGUUCGAAGAAGCUCCCACGCAUCAAGUCGAAAGUCCUCACGGGCUUCUGACGCGUCGGACCUAAGCGAACUGGGGGGAGCCUGGCUCAAUCUGCCCCUCCUACUGCUGCCAGGCGCAGCACCAGGAGAACAGGCGGCGUGCUCGGAGCAGGCGCCGCAGCGCCGGCGGUCGGCGUAUGGGCUGCCGCUCUUCCUCCGGCAUCAGGACGCAAUGGACGAAGACGGCCCGAAACGCGCAGGUUCCCUUCGUUUGAGCUCCCGAAGGAAUUCGGCGCGGCGGGCGACGACUCCGGCACGGGCCAAGACGCCUUCGCCCCACGCCAAUAACAGCGAGGUGAGCAUACUGGUCACCGAGGCGUCCCCGGACGCCGCGCCGCCCCCCUCCGCGCCCCCCACCGUGGUCAGGGUACUAGUGCACCGGGAGAGCGACGAGCAGCCCAGCUGAUCCACUGCCGAGCCCGAAGAGGCUCCGCCCCCCACUUAAACGAACGUUUAGUGUCAAAGUUUAGUAUUCGCGAGUUAAGUGAAUUCGGCGCGGGCGCGGCAAAGUUCGUUAUUUGAAUUUGAAAUAACGGUCAGCGAAUUCUAGUUUUUAUUAUGAAUCUUUUGUGUUUGCAAAUCCUGUAUUAGACUGAUCAGACUUUGUUCAGCAUAAUUAUAAUUUUGAGUAGGAACCUUACUCGUCAUAAUAAAUAGCAGUUAUUGAUAAAUACAGAACUUUGUCGCGUCUGUAGUUUUGUAUGGCAUCCGCUAGUUGGCGUUGUGAAUAGACUUUCACAAAUGGCGCUGCGUUAAGGAAAACUCGACUUUUGCGUGAUUAAAUCGUAUAGUGAACGAAUUAUUGUGUUCACAAAAGCACGUGAAGUGAUAUAACGGUUAGUCAAGUUCGAAUGUAAUUUUGUGAUUUUAAAAUUUAAAUUGUAGCUUACCACGUCUACGUAUAAACGGACAAAUGAAAGAUUUGUGUAGAGAUAAGUGGAUUUAAUUUAGUCUUUUAUAUUUUUAUUAUAAAGAAAAUGACGAGAGAGAGUUUAGGUCGUAUUAAUAAAGAUACUUUUUUGUUUCAAAGAAAAAGUACUUGAAAAUGUGCCGUUACAUAAUAAACAAAACGUAUCAAAACAUGAAAUAGUUAUACUCUUUUCCUAAACGAGAGCUAAAUAUAAUCUAAUUAUCUCUACAUUUGUAGUAAAUAGAGUCAAUAGUAACAGGAACUUCCAGAGCUGUCGCAAUAACGUUUUAAAAUAUUUCAUCGAUUCCAAUAAGCUUUAUGAUGUAGACGAAGGAGUACAAGAAUUUAUUACACAAUGCGAUGAGUUGAUACUUGUCAGAAUAGACAAAUUGAUUAUUAUCUACAUUUUAAAAUGUUUUGGCAAAUACGAGUUUUAGUAAGCUAGAUAGACCUAUAGAUUGCCGACAAUUUUCAGUAAAAUCAAGUGCCCGAAAUAAUAGUAUUUUAAGAAAUACCUCGUAACAGCAAAUAAAAAACUUUUAGAUAUCUUUUUAACAUCAGGAGCCCAGAUUGUGGGUCCACCGAUAUCUAAGUAUUUUAAAUUCUUUGAAUUAAGGCUAUCUGGUUAGGUCAUGUUUGACCUGCUAAGAAAUAAAUUUUAUUUCAUUAAUAUUUGGCUGAAAUUAUAAUUUGUUUUGCUGUUAAAAGAGAUAAUUUCAAACAUGGUUGUAAAUUAAUUUGUUGUUGUAAAUAAUAAUGUAUUGAGAACGACUGAAUCACCAUCACACGUCGCAUCCCAUUGUAAGAAUAAGUGAAACGCAUGGAGUAAAAACCAAUAAAAUUAUAGCGAUGUAAAAUGGUGUUCUAUCUAAAAAUUAAAAAGUAACCUUUGAACACAUCAACAAAAACCUCAAUAACACAAAUGUAAUGUAUUAAUGAAUUUGCUAAAAAGAAGUAAAAAAAACAUUUGCAUGUCAGGUUGUUUUGUUUAAUGUAUUAUUAAGAAAAAAGAGAGACAACUUAGCGAUUCAAUUGUUUGUUAUACAAAUUUUAUUAUAAGGGGUUCGAGCCAAGAACACGCAUGUAGCAACAUUUAAAGAAUUUACUAAGACGUCAAUUUUCGCGGUAAUAGAUAGGCAAAUUGUUUUGUACAUUUAGCGUAGAGAGCAAAUAUUAGUGUAGCGAUCAUUUUUCAGAGUGCCUCUUUGCUCACGCACUUUUGGGUACCAACGCCUAUUUUGCGGUAUAGUCAUUUGACUAUACCGCAAAAAAAAAAAGAUCAAAAAGAUUGUUGUAAAUAUCACUGCUUGUUAUUUAACAAGCAGUGAUCUUUACAACAAUCUUUGGAAAUUGUAAUUAAGCAAUAACUAUUUAAAAGCCAUUCUUAAUUGCAGUUUCAGUAAUAGAAAAUAGUUUUCAAUAGUGUUGAAUAUCGCUAGUUAAUUUUUUCAUUUAAGGGUUUUGUGAUUUUAAAAUUUCUGUAAAAAAAAGCUUCGUAAGCAUUAAAAUUGAACGAAGUAUUCAAACGUUAAUUGACUCGCACAAACUUUUUAUUUAAUUAAAAUAGGAUCAUAGUGCAAUAUAAUAUUCUAAGAGACAAUAUUCAAUUUCAGGCUGUUAUAGUUACCAUCUCUAGUGUAAAGGCUUAUUGGCCCCAGGCUUUAGCAAUUCGUUGUACGUUUCAUUUGUCUACUUUAGUUAAACACGCUAAUUUAAAAUAAUUUUAGAAUAUAGCCCGUCCACAUUAUUUUGUUAUUUCAUAGUUUAACUUAGCUGCCAUGUAGUACAGUCUUGGACGAACAUACGGCUGAUUCGUCCCAGAGUACACAUUAUUUUAGAUGCACAAAGUGCUUUAAAUAACGUUAACAAUUUACUACAACUCAAAUAAGCAAGUUUCGUUAAAAAGUAAAUUUAAAAAUUAUUAAAAUCAUUCUUAAUAAACGAGACUCAACAUGUCUUUUAGAUUUAGCUUUUAUAAAAAAAGCAAAUAAAAUUGAAUUUUACCUUUUUCAUACAUCCCUUUAAUAUUGUGUAGAAAACUUCAACAGGUACUUAUCGUGUAUUCUUUCGAUUUAUUAAGGACCAAAAUGUCGUCGAUUAUUUUGUGAAUUUACUCUUGACCAAACCCUUUUUGUAUUUAUUUGUAUGUAGAAUUUUUCGAGGCCUGUUUCGAAUUACAUAUUCAAGAAUUUUAGAUGCUGACACCUUAACGUAUAAUAUAUGUACCACUUCGCUUUAUAUCAAAUUUUACACAUUUUGCUUUGAAUCCUUGUAAUAUUUCAAUAAACGACCCACAUUCACUAUUGAAAUUUAAAUUGUUAAAAAGGGCAUCAUAAUAAAAAUGUUCUAAUAGAAUAGAUUAAUUCUCAACUAUUGUUCGUUACUAUGUAAAUAGAUAAAAGAGGAUGCAAUAAUUUUUCAUAAUUUUAUCUAUAGUUAAUAAAUUAAAAAGGUUGUUAGAAAAUCUUUUAAACUCUAUAAUUUAAUUAUGUACGAUGUACAUGUAAAACUAAUGGUAGUUAGUGAAAUUGCAAUAUUUAAAGCAUGUGUUGAGCAUGGUUCAAAUAUAAUUUGUGUAAAAUAUGUUUAAAUUGUAUGAUAUGUAAAUAAAACUUUA
This is a messenger RNA of Ostrinia furnacalis (Asian corn borer), 5491 nucleotides long. RefSeq names its product sodium channel protein 60E-like. The record is from RefSeq and is a predicted model, not a curated record. Gene Ontology annotation, biological process: neuronal action potential; sodium ion transmembrane transport; membrane depolarization during action potential. Gene Ontology annotation, cellular component: voltage-gated sodium channel complex; plasma membrane. NCBI's taxonomy places the organism in Eukaryota, Metazoa, Arthropoda, Insecta, Lepidoptera, Crambidae. Gene Ontology annotation, molecular function: voltage-gated sodium channel activity; oxidoreductase activity. The transcript is spliced from 11 exons. Bases 1 to 2370 code for a protein of 789 amino acids.